This is a messenger RNA of Pelmatolapia mariae (spotted tilapia), 364 nucleotides long. It is a transcript of the gene ost4, whose product is annotated as oligosaccharyltransferase complex subunit 4 (non-catalytic). Gene Ontology annotation, cellular component: oligosaccharyltransferase complex. Bases 89 to 202 code for a protein of 37 amino acids. The record is from RefSeq and is a predicted model, not a curated record. The transcript has 3 exons. NCBI's taxonomy places the organism in Eukaryota, Metazoa, Chordata, Actinopteri, Cichliformes, Cichlidae.
CCGGAAGAGGCGUCACUGCGCUUACCUGCUGUUGGAGAGCUGAAGUAUUGCUCGAACCGGGAGUUAAAAAGCAAUUUAACAGAAAAUAAUGGUGACAGACGUGCAGCUGGCCAUAUUUGCCAACAUGCUUGGCGUCUCCUUGUUCCUGCUAGUGGUGUUAUACCACUACGUUGCUGUGAAUAACCCCAAGAAGCAGGAGUAGAGUUGUACAGUAUGACUGCAGAGGUCAGUGAGAUGAGAUGGACAUCAAAACCACCACCUUGAUUACAUCAUUCCCCUCAUCCUCUCCUCUUUCUAAGAGGUGUAAUUUCUGUUUGCACAAGGACCUUUUUUUCUUUUUCUAAUAAACAUGUUUGAAUUUGGA